AUCGAUAUGAUGUCACAGAUCGUGGAUAGGAGGUCACGUCUAUCAGGCCAUCUGUACAUACUUGGGCUACUAUCAAACAUACACAUCUAAUCGAGGCAUAAUCCACAGUUGUCCUCUUGGUAGUAUAUUGCACGAACCCGAUUGCCGAACCUCGACAGCCUGCCAUUCGUCAUCGGCCAGACCGUAACCAGGAACUCUAGUCAGAUCCAGUAGAUCUCCUCGACCAUGGCUCAACAACUAUCACACCUCGGCCGAGGCGCCGUCCGAGUCGCCAAAAACUACACCAAAGGCUACUCGGACACCCAAGUCAAGAUCCGUGGAGCGACCUCGAACGACCCAUGGGGUCCAUCAGGGUCGCAGAUGAACGAGAUUGCGCAGAUGACGUAUUCGCAAAACGAGUUUGUCGAGGUGAUGGAGAUGCUGGACAAGAGGUUGAACGACAAGGGCAAGAACUGGAGGCACGUCUUCAAGGCCCUCACGCUGCUCGACUACAUCCUCCACGCCGGCUCCGAAAACGUCGUCAUCUACUUCCGCGACAACAUUUACAUCGUAAAGACCCUCAAAGAGUUUGUCUACGUCGAUGACGAUGGUCAAGACGUCGGCGCCAACGUGCGUCAAAAGGCCAAGGACAUUACCAACCUGCUGCAGGACGAAGACCGUUUGCGGAUGGAGCGAAAGAGUCGAGGAGCGAUGAGGGAGCGGAUGUUGGGCAACAUUGCCGAGAGCGGGUUGAGGGGCGAAGACGACCGUGGGGAACCGGAACGGAGAGCCGAGCGGAAUAACAACAAUUCGGGGUAUAAACCGGCCAAGACGAGGGACGAGGACGAUGAUCUGAAACGAGCGAUCGAGGAGAGCAAACGAGCGGCGAUGGACGACGAGUCGAGGUCGAGGGCGAGGAACCAAGAGGAGGACGACCUCCGGAAAGCGAUCGCCAUGUCAGAAGAGGAAGAGGCCAAGCGACGUCGACAGCUGGAAGAAUCCAACGCGACGGCCUUGUUUGACGACGGUCUGCAGAUGCAACCGACCCAGAACUUGGUAGAUGUCGGUUGGAACCAGCAGCAACAACCGUUACAGCCGCAGUAUACCAGUUUCAACCCCUUCAUGCAGCAACAGAUGAUGCAACAGCAACAACAGCAACAGCAGGAAGAGUACAUGAGGCAACAGAUGAUGAUGGCCGAGCAGGAGAGACAGCGACAAGAGUGGAUGCAGAUGCAGCAACAGCAACAGCAACAACAGCAGAUGAUGAUGCAGCAACAGCAACAGCUCAUGGCGCAGCCGACGGGGUACAGGAGUAACAACCCGUUCGCGCCCGGCGGAGGUGGACCGUCGAUGAGCCUGAUUCCAGAAUCAUCGCCCAUGCCGGCACCGACACCACAGGCGCAGCCGCAGAUCGAUUUCUUCCAACCCGCACCUCAACCCGCAUCUCAACCUGCACCUCAACAGCAAUCAGAACGACAAGGCGGGUUCGCAGUCAAGACGAAGGACACGAAUCCCGAAUUGGCUGCUCUGUGGGCCAAUCGGGAGGGCGGUCUGGAUACCUUUGGAAACGUGGGGUCGUUACGUAUUCCGGUGGGGAGCGUCUUUCACGAGAGCAACCGGCAGGCGGUCCAGCAGGGUCUUGGGGGUGGGUUCGGGAACACGAAUCCGUUUGCCCGACAGCAGCAGCAGCAACAACAACAGCAAGGGCAGCAACAGGGUACGGAACAGCCAUUCUUUCAGAUCUAGACGUGUUUGUGUUGUGCCAUAAUCUAUUUGAGAGCAACUCUUCGUGUUCUUGUUUUCCCUAUGAUCGGAUCGUAUUUAUACCUUUGGA
This is a messenger RNA of Filobasidium floriforme, 1813 nucleotides long. RefSeq lists its product as uncharacterized. NCBI's taxonomy places the organism in Eukaryota, Fungi, Basidiomycota, Tremellomycetes, Filobasidiales, Filobasidiaceae. Bases 226 to 1725 code for a protein of 499 amino acids. The transcript is spliced from 8 exons. Gene Ontology annotation, biological process: actin filament organization; endocytosis. The record is from RefSeq and is a predicted model, not a curated record. Gene Ontology annotation, molecular function: phospholipid binding; clathrin binding. Gene Ontology annotation, cellular component: plasma membrane; endosome; clathrin vesicle coat.